Polyodon spathula (Mississippi paddlefish) is the source of this 2145-nucleotide messenger RNA. Its product is annotated as bromodomain-containing protein 9-like. Lineage: Eukaryota; Metazoa; Chordata; Actinopteri; Acipenseriformes; Polyodontidae. The coding region runs from base 72 to 2111 and encodes 679 amino acids. The record is from RefSeq and is a predicted model, not a curated record. Gene Ontology annotation, biological process: regulation of transcription by RNA polymerase II. Gene Ontology annotation, cellular component: nucleus. The transcript is spliced from 18 exons.
ACGACAGAAAAAAAAAAAAAAAAAAAAACAGUUAAAAAAAAUUAUCAAAGGAGCACAUUAAAUAAUAAAAAAUGGGCAAGAAGCAUAAAAAACACAAGUCUGAGUGGAGAACCGUUGACGAUUAUGUGAACAAGCCUUUGGAGAAACCUCUAAAGCUCGUCCUAAAGGUUGGAGGAAGUGAAGUUACAGAACUUUCAGGAUCAGGGCACGAUUCCAGUUAUUACGAUGACAGAUCAGACCAUGAGCGGGAACGGCAUAAAGAAAAGAAGAAGAAGAAAAAGAAGAAAUCUGAAAAGGAGAAGGAUAAGCAUGUGGGUGACGAAGAGAGGAGGAGGAGAAAGGAAGAAAAAAAGAGGAAGCGGGAGAGAGAGCAGUGUGACACUGAGGGAGAGGUAGAAGGGGCCAAUGCAGUAAAGAAGAUGGAGGAAGAAAAAAAGAGGAAGCAGUUCGACACUGAGGGUGAGGUGGAUGACUUUGACCGGGGAAUAAAGGUGGAGCAGGUGGAGCACCCAGCAGACAGGCCGAUCAGAUCGUGCAGAACUCAGCAGGAAAAUGAUUGCACCCCCAUACAACAGCUACUAGAACAUUUCUUACGACAGUUACAGAGGAAGGAUCCCCAUGGGUUCUUUGCAUUCCCAGUUACUGAUGCUAUUGCUCCAGGUUAUUCCAUGAUUAUUAAGCAUCCCAUGGACUUUGGCACAAUUAAAUAUAAGAUUGAAAUAAAUGACUAUAAAUCAGUGACUGAGUUCAAGGCUGAUUUCAAACUGAUGUGUGAUAAUGCUAUGGUUUAUAACAGACCAGAAACUGUGUACUACAAGGCAGCAAAGAAGUUGCUUCACACAGGAUUUAAGAUGAUGAGCAAAGAACGGCUUUUAGCUUUGAAGCGCAGCAUGUCGUUCAUGCAGAACAUGGAUUUUUCUCAGCAGGCAGCUAUUUUGGGCAAUGAAGACACAGUAACGGAAGAACCAGUUCCGGAAGUUAUACCAGUGCCUGUUGAACCGACAAAGAAAUCAAAGAAACCAGUGAAAGACAUGAAUGAAGUUAUAAGCUAUCUUUAUGAACCAGAAGGCACAGCUUGCAGUUUAACAGAUAGCACAGCUGAAGAACAUGUCUUGGCAUUAGUGGAACAUGCAGCUGAUGAAGCCAGGGAUAGGAUCCACAGACAUCUUCCUACUAGCAAGCAAGACACCCACAGAACUCCAAACAAAAUGCAACUAAUCAAAAGAAAGAUUGGCUACCUGAAAAAGGAUGCAGAUGGUGCUCUGGUGUAUACUGUCGUCAACCAGUCUGAUCCAGAGACUGAAGAAGAGGAGACCCACCCUGUUGAUUUAAGCUCUCUGUCAAACAAACUGCUUCCUGGUUUAACUACCUUGGGCUUCAAAGAUGACAGAAGAAACAGAGUUACAUACCUCAACAGUUCCUAUAACACACAGUCAUUACAGAACAAUACAGUUUUCCCUGAUCUCAGGCCAGAUGAAAUGGAACUCUUGUAUUCAGCAUAUGGGGAUGACACUGGUGUGCAGUGUGCCUUAAGUUUGCAGGAGUUUGUAAAAGGAUGUGGGAACUUCACAAAGACAAUCGUGGAUGGCCUGUUAGACCAGAUGACCAGUGGUGAUCAUUCCAAAGCUGUUUAUCAAAUAAGACAGAGGAGAAACAUUGGAACGAAACCCCCAGAUGAGACAAAAACCAGCAUAUAUGAUAUGCAGGUUGGGGAUGCAGCUGGCAUGGCUGGAGACGGCAACAACUCUGUACUGGAUUUCAUGUCCAUGAAGUCCUAUUCAGAUCUGUCUUUAGAUAUGUCAGUGUUGAACACACUAGGCAAAACAGUAAAAAAAGAGCCAGAUCACGAAGAUGGCCAUCUCCAUUUUGAUGAUGCGGCUAAGCUGCUACAAGACCUUCACGAGGCCCAGAAUGACAGAGUAGGAUCAAGACCCUCUUCCAACCUCAGUUCAUUAUCCAAUGCCUCUGAACGGGAUCAGCACCAUCUAGGUAAAGGCUCAAAAAGAACAAAGAGUCCUGCUCAUCUAAGUGCUGGAGAACAAGCCGAAAUGGUUCGACCCUUACGAGUUUCUACAGUCUCCAGAACCUGGUUCCACUUGGACAAUAGCUGAUUUUAGUUUACUAUUGAGUCAAUGUCCACUAUUC